Messenger RNA from Austrofundulus limnaeus, 295 nucleotides. It is a transcript of the gene cox7b, whose product is annotated as cytochrome c oxidase subunit 7B. Gene Ontology annotation, biological process: mitochondrial electron transport, cytochrome c to oxygen. Lineage: Eukaryota; Metazoa; Chordata; Actinopteri; Cyprinodontiformes; Rivulidae. The record is from RefSeq and is a predicted model, not a curated record.
UGCGGCGGCCAUAUUGUACUUCCGUUCUUCAAGGGUAUCUGAAAACGCUGAACGAGACAUGUACCGAUUUGCCAAAGCUACUGCUGACCUGACUGGUAAUAACUCAAGGUGGCAUCACCUGGAAUCUUUCUCCAGUCAACAGGCUCACGCCGCGGCCAUGGAGGGAGGCUGAGGAGUAAAGGUCCAGACAAGAACUCCUCUGGUUGUACAGAUGAAUAACAGCAUGUUCAGUCAGUCAAUGACUGUGUUUAUUCUAACAUCUUUUCUUCAAAUAAAUUCUCAAAUACAUCUCUUA